Molecule: messenger RNA, 2166 nt
Organism: Fonsecaea erecta
Lineage: Eukaryota; Fungi; Ascomycota; Eurotiomycetes; Chaetothyriales; Herpotrichiellaceae
Exons: 3
Coding region: 1-2166 (721 amino acids)
Biological process (GO): regulation of DNA-templated transcription
Cellular component (GO): nucleus
Molecular function (GO): transcription cis-regulatory region binding; zinc ion binding; DNA-binding transcription factor activity, RNA polymerase II-specific
Source: RefSeq, a predicted model, not a curated record
AUGUCCAAGCGGAGUUGGCAAGAGGCCGAACUGCCAUCCCCACGCUCUGCUCCGGGUCCCAGUCCGCAGAGAGCAACCUCCACGACGUCUUCUCACACCUACAACUCUCCUGCGCAAUCCACAUCUCCCAAGAAACCUCGCAAUUCCUUCGACGAGCCUAGCCUUGUUGCCAAAGCCCCGUCCCGUCCGCAACGGACGAAUUCCACCACCAAUGGAGCCGCAGUCGACGCCAAGUUGCCCGGGAUCUCGAGAAAGGUCAAGGCGUGUGCAGCAUGCCGCAAGCAAAAAAUCAAGUGUAUCAUGAUCGGUGACCCGCCUUGUCAACGAUGCAAGGAAAGGGGAUUAUCAUGUCGCCUCAACAAAAGCCUGCAAACCCUGAUGUCGGAAGAUUCAAAAUGGAAAGCCGCCGUCACCAAGGAUGUCACAUCUCUGUAUGCGGCUGUCGAGGAGAUUGUGCGAACACUGCAGCUGCCAUCUCUGCCGCAAAUGCUCGUCUCCACCCAGGACCCUGCCAUCUUCUUCGACCAGGAGGAACAGGGCAAUGAUCCUGAUGACGAGGACCAGUCUUUUGACAAUUCGCCAAAGGUGACCCCGGUUGCCGACAACCUGUCACAUGUACCCAUUGAAUCGCUGUAUCAGAUCACUGGGAUGCGAUCCCUGAGAGCUUCUGAGAACAUCACCGAAGAUCAGUCCCGAAUAUGCAAACAACUGCGGGAUACUGACUUUAUUGCAAGGGGUUUGGUAAAGCAAGAAGAUGCAGAACACCUAGUCAACUACUAUCGCAGCAAGCUUGACCCCUAUAUAUGGCAUAUAUGUCCUGACUAUUCGGAUUUGGAGUCUUUCCGACGCCGGUCACCAACUCUGACUGCAUGUGUUCUGACAGUGGCCGCCCUUCAUGACACGAAGCUUGGUCACCUAUACUCUAUUUGCAGCAAAGAAUACAGACGAUUAGUCGCCAAUGCCAUGUUCGAGCGGAAAAUUGACAUGGAGUAUCUGCGAGCCUUGGUUCUCGGCUCGUACUGGUUGAGCGACAUUUCAUGGACUUUAUCUGGUUAUGCCAUCCGCCGUGCCAGCGAAUUCCACCUUCGGCAGUACUAUCAUGAGAUUUCCGAGUCGGUCAGAUCGCCGGAAAAGGCUGAUCCGGCAAAAUUGCAGGAAGCCAUGGACGGCAUAAGAGUCCUUUACCUGCUCUAUAUAUGUGACCACCACCUGUCCAUUCUCUACGGCCGGUCGUCCAUCAUGCGUGACAACGAAAGCUACAUUACCGGUUGGGAAGCCUACCUAGCCUGCUCAUUGUCCACGGAUGCCGACCGCAGGAUUGCCGGGCAGAUCUGCCUGAUGUACCUGAUGAACCAAAUACGAGAGACCCUGGGGCCUGAGGAUACCAGCUCGGUGUUGCCGGUCUCUGCUCUAACCAAGAUUGCCGGCUUUGAGCGCGAUUUGGAUGAUUGGAUUGCCCGGUUCUCGAGACACAAUCCAAGUCAAUACAUUGGCAACUGGCCCAACAAGGGUGCAGUCAUGCAUUAUCACUGGGCCAAGCUCUAUCUGCAGUCGUAUGUCCUUCGAGGUCUGCCCGAGUCUGGAGCUGUUAUCCCCGAGCACUUUUUGGAGAACGCGUCCGCGGCGGUCGCUGCCGCAACUGCCAUCAUCAACCUCCUCUUGGAUGACAAAGAUGCGCAGAUAGCUAUUGCCUAUGUUCCACACCAUGUCCACGGCAUGAUCGCAUUUGCAUGCAUGUUCCUUUUGAAAAUCGCGACAAAGCACAGCGAGCAGCUGUUCUUGGACACCGUUCGAUUUCAAAGGCUCAUCAACGCCCUGGCACAGCAUUUCAAGUCGACAGACGUUGGCAAAGAUCAUUUGAUCCACAGAAUGGCCGACGGACUCGAGAAAAUGGCGGAGAGCCUAGGGGGGCCAGCACGGUCCAAGAACCGUGUUAGGACUAAUGGGGAGCGUCCAAGCCAGCCGUUAGCAUCCCCAAGUCAAGCUGUCGAUGCGACGGUGAACCUGGGAAGGGUCACAAACGGGCAAUCGGACGUGCCUGACUAUGCCUCGCUGGACCCAGCAGCCUUCGAUUUCGGAGAUCCUGCUUUGGGGUUGGGCAUGCCGUUCUUCGAUUUCGAAGGGACGACGCUGGAUGCAGGACAAGCAAUGUGGACGUUCACUUAG